UAAACCCUCUCUUACUUACCAGUCUCUUUGUCCUUUGAUUUUUUCUUCGUAGUAGCCAAACAGCUCCUUAGAUCUAACAGAUAUGGGAGACACAGAGACAUUUGCUUUCCAAGCUGAGAUUAAUCAACUUCUCAGUCUUAUUAUCAAUACUUUUUACAGUAAUAAGGAGAUCUUUCUUCGUGAACUUAUCAGUAAUUCUUCCGAUGCUUUGGACAAGAUCCGCUUUGAGAGCUUGACUGACAAGAGCAAGCUAGAUGGUCAACCAGAGCUCUUCAUCCAUAUUAUCCCAGACAAGACCAACAAUACCCUCACUAUCAUUGAUAGUGGUAUUGGAAUGACAAAGGCUGAUCUGGUGAACAACCUGGGUACAAUUGCGAGGUCAGGAACCAAGGAAUUCAUGGAAGCUCUUGCAGCUGGCGCUGAUGUUAGCAUGAUUGGGCAGUUUGGUGUUGGUUUCUAUUCUGCUUACUUGGUAGCUGAGAAGGUUGUUGUGACCACAAAGCACAAUGAUGAUGAACAAUAUGUAUGGGAGUCUCAAGCUGGUGGUUCUUUCACUGUUACCAGGGAUACAUCUGGAGAGAACCUUGGCAGGGGUACAAAAAUGGUCCUCUAUCUCAAGGAGGAUCAGCUUGAAUACCUUGAAGAACGUAGGCUCAAGGACCUGGUUAAGAAGCACUCCGAGUUCAUCAGCUACCCCAUCUCUCUGUGGGUUGAGAAGACCAUAGAGAAGGAAAUUUCUGAUGAUGAAGAGGAAGAGGAGAAGAAAGAUGAGGAGGGAAAGGUAGAGGAGGUUGAUGAGGAAAAGGAGAAGGAAGAAAAGAAAAAGAAGAAGGUUAAAGAAGUUUCUAAUGAGUGGUCGCUGGUCAACAAGCAGAAGCCCAUUUGGAUGAGGAAGCCUGAAGAGAUCACGAAGGAAGAGUAUGCUGCUUUCUACAAGAGCUUGACUAAUGACUGGGAGGAGCAUCUGGCUGUGAAGCACUUCUCUGUUGAGGGCCAGUUGGAGUUCAAGGCCGUUCUUUUUGUUCCAAAAAGGGCUCCUUUUGACCUCUUUGACACAAAGAAGAAGCCAAACAAUAUCAAGCUGUAUGUCCGCCGUGUCUUUAUUAUGGAUAACUGUGAGGAGUUGAUUCCUGAAUACUUGAGUUUUGUGAAGGGUAUUGUGGAUUCCGAGGACCUUCCUCUUAACAUCUCCAGAGAGACAUUGCAGCAGAACAAGAUCCUAAAGGUUAUUCGCAAGAAUUUGGUGAAGAAGUGUGUUGAGCUAUUCUUUGAAAUUGCAGAGAACAAGGAGGACUAUAACAAGUUCUAUGAGGCCUUCUCUAAGAACCUCAAGCUUGGCAUCCAUGAGGAUUCUCAGAACAGGUCAAAGUUUGCUGAACUGUUGCGGUACCACUCCACCAAGAGUGGUGAUGAGAUGACCAGCUUGAAGGACUAUGUGACCAGAAUGAAGGAGGGCCAGAACGAUAUUUACUACAUCACUGGUGAGAGCAAGAAGGCCGUGGAGAACUCACCCUUCCUUGAGAAACUGAAGAAGAAGGGCUAUGAGGUUCUUUACAUGGUCGAUGCCAUUGAUGAAUAUUCAAUCGGUCAGCUGAAGGAGUUUGAGGGCAAAAAGCUUGUUUCUGCUACCAAGGAAGGUCUCAAGCUUGAUGAGAGUGAAGAUGAGAAGAAAAAGCAGGAAGAAUUAAAGGCGAAGUUCGAGGGACUGUGCAAGGUCAUGAAGGAUGUGCUAGGAGACAAGGUUGAAAAGGUUAUUGUUUCUGACCGUGUUGUGGACUCUCCCUGCUGCUUGGUCACUGGCGAGUAUGGCUGGACUGCUAACAUGGAGAGAAUCAUGAAGGCACAGGCACUUAGGGACUCUAGCAUGGCUGGAUACAUGUCUAGCAAGAAGACCAUGGAAAUCAACCCAGAGAAUUCCAUCAUGGAUGAGCUGAGGAAGAGAGCUGAUGCAGACAAGAAUGACAAAUCUGUGAAGGACUUGGUUCUCUUGCUUUUUGAGACUGCCCUUCUCACCUCAGGUUUCAGCCUUGAGGAGCCAAACACCUUUGGCAACAGAAUCCACAGGAUGCUGAAACUUGGUUUGAGCAUUGACGAUGAAAGCGGAGAUGCAGAUGUUGACAUGCCAGCAUUGGAGGAUCCUGAAGCUGAUGCCGAGGGCAGCAAGAUGGAGGAGGUUGAUUAAACUCCGCAAUUAAUGGUGGUGGUUAUUCUAUGGUUUCCUUAGUAUUUCCCAAUUUUUGUUUUUGCCCAUCAGCGGACAAUAUGUGAUAGGGUACUUAAUGCCGUUCUUUCAGAAUGGUAGUUUAAUGUAGGUUACUUAUAAUUUUACCGGAUAUUUUGUUUUGAUGCUUGUGGUUAAUAUAGUAUUUUUCUUCUUGCUUUCUAUCAA
Messenger RNA from Lycium barbarum (goji berry), 2389 nucleotides. RefSeq names its product heat shock cognate protein 80. Gene Ontology annotation, cellular component: cytosol; plasma membrane; protein-containing complex. Gene Ontology annotation, biological process: cellular response to heat; protein stabilization; protein folding. Gene Ontology annotation, molecular function: ATP-dependent protein folding chaperone; ATP hydrolysis activity; ATP binding. The transcript has 3 exons. The coding region runs from base 83 to 2182 and encodes 699 amino acids. Lineage: Eukaryota; Viridiplantae; Streptophyta; Magnoliopsida; Solanales; Solanaceae. The record is from RefSeq and is a predicted model, not a curated record.